CUGGCGGCGAAUCGCACGCGUCGCAGGGACCCGCUGAACGGGAUGCGCGAGUACGAGGGCGGCUACGACCCCUCCAACCUGCACUACUGGGCCAAGAACGUGGGCGCAGUGCGCGACCAUGCAGUGGCGCGGCUCACCGAGGUGGUGGGCACGGCGUACAACGUGUCCCAGGCCAUGGCGGGGCUCGUGGACGUGGACGUUCAUGAGUCUGUUCGCCAUGGAGCGGUCAUCACGGCCCUCUGCUUGGUGGGCGUGGUAUUUGCCUUUCUCAAGCUGGUCAUUGCGUCCAACAUCCUGAUCACCGUCAUCUGGGCAGUGGUUGUGUUCACCUGGUGCCUCACCUCCGUCUUCCUACUCUCCGCCAUGGCGACACAGCAGUGGCAGCGGAUGAGGUGUUUUCAUGAUGUGGGCCUGCAGCAGCGGGUGCUGCCAUCGCUGCCCUGCUCCGCCACGCACAGCCUUGCCUCCAUCCGUAACGCCGUGCACGCCUCCUCCGCCCAGGCCUGCAGCCUCAUCAACAACACCGUUGCCGCGCAAUACCCCAGGUGCUGCAGCAGAUGCCAGGAGGCCCCUACAGCGCUGUCUGUGUGCCGUACGGCCCUGCCCCCUCCUACACUCCCACCCCCUGCCCCGCAACGCCAUUCCCUGCAGACCUUCGCUAAUAGUCUGUACAGCCCCGCCAGCAGCGGCAUGUCACCGCAUGUGGUGGAGGACGUCUCAGCGCUCAGCGAGGGCGUUGCCGCACUCAACGACUCCCUCGCCACCAUCCAAGCUGCUGUCAACUGCUCCUACGUCCUCGACUCCCUGCAU
Messenger RNA from Closterium sp. NIES-67, 810 nucleotides. Lineage: Eukaryota; Viridiplantae; Streptophyta; Zygnematophyceae; Desmidiales; Closteriaceae. The record is from the annotation of a GenBank genome assembly.